UUCAUACUUUUUUAACCACGCAAAGAAAAAAUUUCUAUUUUUAAUUCUAUCAGCUAUCUUAAUUCAUAGCGCGAAACGACGCUUUUAUUCUUCAAAAAAGCUGAAAUACUCGUACAUCUAUCUUUUAAAGUGUAGCGUAUCAUUACUUACGCCCGAACAUUCGUAAUAAUAGUUGAAAAAUGUUGGGGGCUGGCGAUGGUGGCCACAUUAUCAAACUGCGUGGUUUGCCUUUCUCCACAACGGUUCAGGAUGUCCUCGAGUUCUUAGGUGGUAUUUCGGUUGUUAACGGCGAAGAAGGUGUCCAUUUAACUGAGGUGCGACCAGGGAGGCCUUCAGGAGAAUGCUUUGUAGAAGUGGAGACGCAGGAGGAUGUGGAUCAGGCUCUGAAGAAAGACAAAGAGCACAUGGGCAAGAGAUAUAUUGAGGUAUUCUCUACUGACCGUCAAGACAUGGAAUGGGCUCUAAAUGCAAUGCGUCAAAGUGAGAAUGGCUUUGACAGCAUACCCAAUGUCAACGAUGAAUAUGGCAUUGUCAAGCUGAGAGGCUUGCCUUUUGGCUGCUCUAAAGAAGAAAUUGAACAAUUCUUUGACGGGUUGACGGUGGCCCAAGACGGGGUGCACUUGCUAUCGGACCACACGGGGCGGGCCUCGGGCGAGGCGUUUGUUUACUUCGUUGACAAGCUGAGCGCUCAAGAAGCUCUCAGCAGGGACAGGGAGAAAAUAGGACACAGGUACAUUGAGGUGUUCAUAAGCUCGGCAGAAGAGGUUCGCGCGUACGCUUCUCGGGUUCUCGGCGAGUUCAAGUCGUCGCGCGGCUAUCGUGCUACGCCGUACGACCGCAACGACAGAUACUCCGGCGGACGCUUCGGCGGCAGGGGCGGCCGGGGCGGGGCUAUCGGACGAGGCGGUGGUUUCGGCGCGCGCGGCGGCGGUGGCGGCGGCGGGCGGCGCGGCUCGUGCCAUUGCGUGCACAUGCGCGGCUUGCCCUUCAAAGCCACGCCGCAGGAUAUUGCCUAUUUCUUCAGGCCGAUCCAUCCAAUGAACAUCAACAUCCUGUACGACAACAGCGGGCGGCCCAGCGGCGAGGCUGACGUCGAGUUUGAGUGCCACGAGGAUGCCAUGCGGGCCAUGAGGCGGGACAAAAACAAUAUGGAACAUCGUUACAUCGAGCUGUUUAUGAACUCGUCUCCUGGUGGCGGUGGCGGUGGCGUCGGCGGUGGCUUCAAACCCAACCGCACCUUCCGCAACUACUGAUGACUUCCGCACUAAUAUACACAAAAAAAAAGUUAUGUACUGUCCGUACUCUCAUCUCCCGGUGGCGGCGGAGGUGGCGUCUUUGGUGGCUUCAAACCCAACCGCACUUUCCGCAACUACUGAUAUUUCCGCAUUAAUACGCAAAUAUACACAAAAAAACUUUUUAUAUACCGUCAUCACCUGGAGCUGCUCAUCAAGCUGAAAAAUCUCUGAUGAUAAUGUGAGAAGUUUACUAUUGCGAAUGAACAAUGACAAGUGUGUUCAGACACCUAUAUAAUUUUCAUAUUUCAGAGAAUUAAAUUUAGUUGUAUGUACUUAAUAAAUUAGUCUGAGUUUUUCCUACAAACUUGUCCUAUUUUAAAUAAUAGCAGGUCCACAGCAAAUGGUAUAGGCUCUAAAAUUCCGAGUUCUACGUUUCGCGUUAACCAUUCCCUCUCACUUACACAUUAUAUUUGUGCUUAGUGUGUGAGCGAGACAUGAUUAGGGUCCCUUCGUUUCGAUUCGUAUCCUUACUAACACGAGUAAUAAAAUCUUGGAAUGGCUUGGAUCUCUACUUAAUGAAAAAUAGUUUACUGUUUAACUGUUCAAUGUCUCAUGGGUCAUAGUAGUAGAAUUCAAAUACUAAGCUUAGAACUCAAGUUCACUGAAGUAGCAAAACCUAUUCGUAGUGAAUAUGCUAUACGAAUUCUAUAAAAUAUAUUUCUAAAAAUAA
Messenger RNA from Maniola jurtina (meadow brown), 1965 nucleotides. RefSeq names its product heterogeneous nuclear ribonucleoprotein F (gene glo). The record is from RefSeq and is a predicted model, not a curated record. Gene Ontology annotation, cellular component: ribonucleoprotein complex; nucleoplasm. Gene Ontology annotation, biological process: regulation of RNA splicing. NCBI's taxonomy places the organism in Eukaryota, Metazoa, Arthropoda, Insecta, Lepidoptera, Nymphalidae. Gene Ontology annotation, molecular function: RNA binding. The coding region runs from base 180 to 1253 and encodes 357 amino acids. The transcript has 8 exons.